Messenger RNA from Saimiri boliviensis boliviensis (Bolivian squirrel monkey), 3364 nucleotides. RefSeq names its product RAB5B, member RAS oncogene family (gene RAB5B). Lineage: Eukaryota; Metazoa; Chordata; Mammalia; Primates; Cebidae. Gene Ontology annotation, molecular function: GTPase activity; GTP binding. The record is from RefSeq and is a predicted model, not a curated record.
GCUAUUGGCUGGAGUCCCCGCCCCAGGGCGAGGAGGAGAAGGAGGGGCAGGAGGGUUUGGUUGAGCUGCAGCUGUUUGUCUGUUCGACACAGGCUUGGGGCCGACGGGGGAGACGGAGCCCCAGGACUGUUGAAGCCUGGAAAUCCCCUCCCCUUCCCCCCCUCCCUUUACGGCAUCCCCCUCCCUCCACCCUUUCCUACUUUCAUAAUCUGGCCAUGACUAGCAGAAGCACAGCUAGGCCCAAUGGGCAACCCCAGGCCAGCAAAAUAUGCCAGUUCAAAUUGGUCCUGCUGGGAGAAUCUGCAGUGGGAAAGUCAAGCUUGGUAUUACGUUUUGUCAAAGGGCAGUUCCAUGAGUACCAGGAGAGCACCAUUGGAGCGGCCUUCCUCACCCAGUCGGUUUGUCUAGAUGACACAACAGUCAAGUUUGAGAUCUGGGAUACAGCUGGGCAGGAGCGAUACCACAGCUUAGCCCCCAUGUACUACAGGGGUGCCCAAGCUGCAAUCGUGGUUUACGACAUUACUAAUCAGGAAACCUUUGCCCGAGCGAAGACAUGGGUGAAGGAACUACAGCGACAGGCGAGUCCUAGCAUCGUUAUUGCUCUAGCGGGGAACAAAGCUGACCUGGCCAACAAGCGUAUGGUGGAGUAUGAAGAGGCCCAGGCAUAUGCAGAUGACAACAGCUUAUUGUUUAUGGAGACUUCAGCCAAGACGGCAAUGAACGUGAAUGAUCUCUUCCUGGCAAUAGCUAAGAAGUUGCCAAAGAGUGAACCCCAGAAUCUGGGAGGUGCAGCAUGCCGAAGCCGGGGUGUGGAUCUCCAUGAACAGUCCCAGCAGAACAAGAGCCAGUGUUGUAGCAACUGAGGGGGUGGCUAGCAGCAAACAAGUAUGGAGCUAGCACGAGAGCUAAGAAAUAACGUCCAUCCCUACCCCUCAGCACACAGCCCCUACGGUAACAGCACACUGAGCCCUGGCUCCCAAGGGCUGCCUCCUGACAGCUCCGUCAUGGCACUUUUUAAUGCUUCAGCAACCAACACCAGGCAGCUGUUGCCACUGGCCUCCUACCCCCUACUCUGGGGCUUGGGGGUCAACUCCCCCCAGGACUUAACCUUCCAAAACAAACUUUCUUCACUUUGUAUUAUAGGUACAAGACAGUGACUUACUUAUCUUUUCUCCUCCUCCCUAGUGUUCCUCCCCAUUAUUUCAGAAAACACUUCUGUCUCCUGUCCUUUCCCCUUUCUGCUUUUGAUCAAUCUCUGUUCUUGAUCCUCUUUUCUCCUCUCCCCAGGAUGCAGAAGGUAGUAAACCCAGGAGCUGAGGAAGGAGGUUUCCAGUUCAUUUACAUUAAGGACCCUGGGGGAGAAUAAAGCUCAGAGCAGGAGGGAGUAAGGAAACAUUUCCUUUUUGUUUUUAUUUGGUUUGAGUUUCUCAUAUUUGAAAACAUUGUAGUAUCCAUGCGUUGGCCUUGUAGAGGAUGUUCCUAGGUAGAGGUGAGAAUGGGGAGGCAAGCUCUCAGGCACCAGGCAGGAGGUGUCCUGUAAGCUAACUGGGCAGAGGUGGAGGUACAGUGUUAUCUGUGGCUCUGUAACUCUUCCAAGGCCCAGUUUCCCCUCAUGCAGCCUCUUAGGUAGCAUUUCCCCUGUCAUGGGGAUUGGACCCCAGAGUCCUCCAAAGAAUCUUCACUGGUUGCCUGCAUCUUUGGCUCUGCUGUGAUCUAAUUGGAGGAGGGACCAGUUUCUGAUACCCGUCCUCUGAUUUAUACAUAUGCAUUUUUUUCCCUCUGGCCUUUAGAUGGCCUCAGCCCCAACUACCAUAUGCCCCUGCAGUUUGCACUUUAAUUGAUGGUAGUUCAGUUGGGGUACUUGUUUUAUGGAGGUUUUGAUUGAUUUCCCUGCCCUCCCACCUUCUUUUUAAUUCAGUGAAAUCUGAGGUUAAUAUGAGGUUUUGGGAGAGAUUAGAUAAAAGUACCAGUGGCAGCUAUUUAAGUCCAAUCUCCACUGUUAGCUUCCUCCAACUCAAUUCUUAACCUAUAUUCUUGCCCAUCUCGCUACUGAGUAUAGGUUUGCCUUUCCUGGAGAAUUAACUGAGCAAUUGGGGAGUGUCUCAGGAUAGCGUAGGCCAAGGUAGGGGAGUAAAAAGGAGGUCAGGCAAAAGGGAGGAGUUAUUCUAUCCUUUCCCAGGUUUCACACUCAAUUUGAUAUCCAUUACCAUGUCUUUUCUACUUCCCUGUAAAUAGAUAUGAUCUUUAUUCCUACUGUACAGUCUGUUCUAUCCUCUGCCUCCCACCAGGCCCUGUUUCCUUUUUUCUUUGUUAAUAUCUUGAAUUUAGUCCCUCCAUUCUUAAUCCCCCCAUUCCUUUCCACCAUGCAACCAGUGGUUUAAUCCAUGUACCACUAGGGGCUAGUACCACAGAGGCCUCCUUGUGGCACCCUCAUAUCAUACCACCUGUUCCUGUGGACAGGGAAUGACCGGCACCGAAGGUACCUUACAACUGACUCAUAUUAUCAGAGGACCUUGGUCCUUUCUAAAUCUUUAGCCUCUCUUCAUAUCCCUCAUUGGGUGUUUUAAGAUGUAUCUGGGAAACCAUCAAGGCAAAAGAGAACUUUAAGUUCCUUGUUCCAUCCCAGAGUUUUGGGAAAGAAAGAAAGAAAGGAAAGGUCACAGUGACCUAGGAUUGGAACCUUUCUGCCCUUUUGGCUUGCAGACUGCCUUCUAUCCCAGAACAGCUGAGAAAUCUAUGAAGCUGAGAUUCUGAAGGACCCAGCUUAGGUUCUUCCACUUAGGCCUCAAUUCCCUUCCUUUUCCAGGGGCAGCCUUAGUUCCCAUGGCCCUGAAACACACACAUUUCCCUCUUCCUUUCCCAGAAGCCACUGGCCCCCCAAAGCACCCAGUGCAUCCUUUUUAUAAGUGGAAGAACUAGGUUGGCUUUCUAAAGUCUCCUAGAAAUGAAGUUCUUUCUCUCUGCAGCUUUCCCCCAUGGAGUAGGAGCAAAGAUGUCUCAUUGUCUUGGGGCUGGGAAACGAUUUUCCCAGGCUUCUCCCUCCCCCACCCCCAUAGGAACAGGAUUUGGCCUUAGCUUCUGGGCCUACCGGCUGCCUUCCCUCUACUUCCUACCAGCUCUUCUGCCUUCCUUUGAGCUCUGUUGGGCUUGGGGAUCUUAGGGUUUUUUUUUUUUUAAUUUCCCAGCUCAUUUUUUUUCUUCUGGUCAGUUUUUUUAAGGGGGGGUGUUGUGGGUUUUGUUUUUGUUUUGCUUCUGAGAAAGUAUUUGCCUUUCUUCCUCUCCCAACAUAACAAUCGUGGUAACAGAAUGCGACUGCUGAUUUACCAAUGUAUUUAAUGUAAGUAAAAAAAGGAAAAAAAGAAAA